Molecule: messenger RNA, 3936 nt
Organism: Magnolia sinica
Lineage: Eukaryota; Viridiplantae; Streptophyta; Magnoliopsida; Magnoliales; Magnoliaceae
Product: probable LRR receptor-like serine/threonine-protein kinase At1g56130
Exons: 34
Coding region: 57-3788 (1243 amino acids)
Biological process (GO): protein phosphorylation
Molecular function (GO): ATP binding; protein kinase activity; protein binding
Source: RefSeq, a predicted model, not a curated record
CUAUCAUAGGAUUAUGGGAUUUUAAGUUCUAUAGCUACGGUACACCUGUGCCUGGAAUGAUGAAAAGGUCCAUUCCAAAAUCUCCAUCUCAUACACUGCUUGCCGCUUGCUUCUGGUGCCUACACCUCUCUUGUUUGGUGGAGAGAUGCAAAGUUCAAGCUCAAACUAAUUUUACAACAGACCCAGAUGAAGGGAGAGCUCUUAAUGCCAUUUUCCAACAUUGGGGUCUUUCUGUUACUUCUGAUGACUGGAACAUAAGUGGAGACCCAUGUAGUGGGACUGCCGUUAAUUCAUCAACAAUCAGCGACCUUGGGAUCAAAUGUGAUUGCCAAUACAACGGUGGAGGCACCUGCCACAUAAUCGAAAUGAAAGUGUAUAAUCAGGGGGUGCAAGGGGCAAUUCCAGAAGAGCUCUCGAGCCUGAUAUCGCUGACAAAACUGGAUCUGUCAUACAAUAACAUAGAGGGUUCCCUGCCAUCAUUUAUCGGCAAUUUUAGGCACCUGCGCUACCUGGAUAUAAGCAACAAUCACUUCAAUGGUUCGCUCCCACCUGAGAUAGGGACUUUGCCAAGUCUGGAGUACUUGGAUAUAAGGAGAGCUGGCUUCAAGGGUUUGCUCCCACCUGAGCUGGGGAAUCUGUCAAGGCUGCAACAACUGUAUAUAAGCAACAAUGUCUUCAAUGGUCCGCUCCCACCUGAGCUGGGGAAUUUGUCAAGUCUACAAGAACUGUGGGCAUCUUAUAACCAGUUGACAAAGAUACCUAAUUUCAUUGGGAAUUGGAAUCUUACGGAAUUGGAUGUGUCAAAUAAUAAGAUAACGGGUCCCUUGCCAGCAUCCAUCGGCAACAUAACGAGUAUGCUCUCCUUGGAUGUCUCAGAAAAUUACAUGACGGGUCCCUUGCCACCAUCUAUCGGCAAUUUAAAGCACCUGAGCUACCUGGAUAUAAGCUCAAACAACUUCUCUGAUUCACUCCCACCUGAGCUGGGGAAUUUGACGAGUCUGGAAAAACUGGAUUUGUCACAAAAUUACAUAACGGGUCCCUUGCCAGCUUCUAUCGGCAAUUUAAUGAACUUGAAUUCCCUGGAUUUGUCACAAAAUUACAUAACGGGUCCCUUGCCAGCUUCUAUCGGCAAUUUAAAGAACUUGCGUGACCUCUCCGUUAGCAUGAAUGCCAUAUCAGGGAGCAUCCCCAAAGAGCUAGGAAACCUUCGGAAUCUAACGUCCUUGGAUAUAAGCUCAAACAACUUCUCUGAUUCACUCCCACCUGAGCUGGGGAAUUUGUCAAGUCUGGAAAAACUAUACAUUGAUAGCUGCGGGCUAAGCGGCCAGAUUCCUUCAACAUUUGCCCGCUUGAGAAACGUGAAUACCUUGUGGGCAUCUGAUAACAACUUCACAGGAAAGAUACCUGAUUUCAUUGGGAGUUGGGCUCUCACUGAUUUGAGGAUGCAAGGCAAUGCCUUCGAGGGUCCCAUACCAUCCAGUUUUUCUAAAUUGACCAAAAUGGAAUAUUUGUUGAUCUGUGAUGUGUCUAAUGGGAGCUCCUCGUUGAAUUUUAUUGAGAAUAUGACAUCUUUAUCUACCUUAGUCCUAAGAAACAAUAUGCUUUCUGGUACUGUACCAUUCUUUAUUGAAAACCAUCAAUCAUUGAAGCACAUGGAUUUAAGCUUCAACAAUUUAAGUGGCACAAUUCCAGUUUCUCUCUUUAAUAUGAAUUCGCUUGAACACCUGUUCCUUGGAAACAACAGCUUAUCCGGUACUCUGCCCUCCCAAAAAAGUGAAAGGCUUCGUAACGUAGAUUUAUCAUACAAUCAAUUAUCAGGAAGCUUUCCACGUUGGGUUUUGGACGGAGGCCCAAACUUGACUGAUGAUUUGGUGGGCCCCCCAAAAGAUGAAGUGACCGAUUGUGGUCUCAAAAGGGAUGAUCACUCACAAGGCACAUGGAAUUUGGUGGCUAAUAAUUUCGUAUUUGAUAGUUCUAACAGCAGGGAUUGGAGCUUGAAUUGUCUUCAGCGAAGCUCUUCAUGCUAUCGAAACUCUCAAUACCAUUCUUCAUUCGCGAUCAGGUGUGGUGGACCCUCGAUGACAAUUAACGAUACAGAGUAUGAGGGCGACUAUGAUCCUCUGGGCCCAGUAUCCUAUAAGGUGGCCAGCACAGAGAAGUGGGCCGUCAGCAAUGUCGGAAGCGAUACCAAUAAGUACAGGAAAAUUAAGGAUGUUCCGAAUACAACCGACGCAUGGCUGUUCCAAUACGCAAGGAUAUCAUCAGGAUCGUUGAGAUAUUAUGGUCUGGGGCUUGAAAACGGGAACUACACUGUAAAUCUGAAAUUCGCAGAGACGGAAUUUCCAGAUUCAAAAACUGGGAAGAGCGUUGGAAAGCGCGUUUUCGAUAUUUAUCUUCAGGGCAAUCUGGCAUGGAAAGACUUCGAUAUAAAAAAAGAAGCAGGUAUUGCCUUCAAAGGCAUUGAGAAGAAACAGUGGGUCAUGGUACAUGAUCAUAUUCUCGAAAUUCAUCUUCUUUGGGCUGGAAAGGGGACUUGCUGUAUACCUUCCCCAGGCACUUACGGACCCGCCAUCUCUGCCAUCCUUGUUACUCCUAAUUUCAGGACUCGACAAAAGAACAAGAUUGCUUUGGCUGUUGAAAUUUUGGCUUCUGUUGUUCUGAGCAUUGUAUCUGUUUCUUUAUUUUUGAUUUGGAAAAGGAGUAAAAGGUUGAGUGUUGAUGAAGAUGAAGAGUUUUUAAGAAUGGGUCCCAGACCAAUUACUUUCAGUUACAGAGAACUGAAGACCGCCACCAAAGACUUCAGUCCGGCAAAUAAGCUGGGACAGGGAGGAUUUGGGCCCGUUUUUAAGGGAACAUUACUCGAUGGGCGGAUAGUGGCUGUAAAGCAACUCUCGGUAACUUCUCGCCAAGGAAAGAGUCAGUUUCUAGCGGAGAUUGCCGCUAUAUCUGCCGUCCAACAUCGAAACCUGGUGAAAUUGUAUGGAUGCUGCAUCAAGGGAACUAAUCGGCUCCUUGUUUAUGAGUAUCUAGAAAACAAGAGCCUGGAUCAAGCACUCUUCGGAGAGAGUAACUUGCAUCUGGAUUGGCAUAUACGCUUCGAGAUAUGCUUGGGGACAGCAAGAGGUCUCGCUUACCUUCACGAGGAAUCCAGGCCCCGCAUUGUUCAUAGGGAUGUCAAAGCCAGUAAUAUUCUGCUUGAUGCUAAUCUCAAUCCAAAGAUAUCAGAUUUUGGUUUGGCCAAGCUCUACGAUGACAAGAUGUCCCACAUCAGUACCCGUGUCGCAGGGACAAUCGGCUACAUCGCACCGGAGUAUGCCAUGCGUGGGCAUCUGACGGAGAAGGCUGAUAUAUUUGGAUUUGGAGUCGUUGCUCUGGAGAUUGUAAGCGGAAGGCCAAACCCAUGUGAGAACGUGUAUCCAGAGAAUAUGUAUCUCGUCGAAUGGGCAUGGCAUCUCCAUGAAAAUAACCGCGCAUUGGAACUGGUUGAUCCAAGACUAUCCAACUUCGAUGCAGAAGAAGCAGCUCGGAUGAUCGGCAUUGGUCUUCUAUGUAUCCAGGCAUCACCAUCACUACGGCCACCCAUGUCACGGGUGGUGGCCAUGCUGCAGGGUGACAUUGAAGUGAGCACCGUCACGUCAAAGCCAGGCUACUUAACUGAUUUGCCACCCAAUUUUACAAGCAGCUUCAUGAGUGACGGCACUUUGACAGCAUCGACUAGUGUAACUUCCAGCAGCCAAAAGUUAUCACCCGCGAAUGAAAGCAUCUCACCCUGUGAACCUUUGAGCUAAUGCGUUUCGAGGUUGACAGCAUCCGAUCUCUCCGUACAUGCAUAAAUAUAUGUGCAUGUAUAUAAGACAGCAUAUUUAGACCCAGGCGGUUUGGUUGUUGGUAUUUGAUACUUGUUUUGCAUUUAUUUAAGUCACGUUUGGAUGAUAA